GAGAGAGAAAGAGAGAGAGAGGGGUAGAGAGAGGUGCUGUUUACAUAGUGAUACACAAGUCCUGAGCCAAAGUCAAACAAGAAAGAACUUGUUAGGAAGGAUGGUGUCAUUCCUUUUCCAGAGCGAGAAGCACAGGGGGAGGGUCUAGUAGCUGGAGAGAGGGGAAGAGACAGAAAAAGAGAAGUUACCGUUACAGUCAACUCUUACUCAGCUGCCACCUACAGAGAGAGGGAGAGAGAGGGAGAGAGAGAAAAGAAGAAGAGGAACAAAAGACAGAGGUGGAAGUAAAAAAGGGAAGAGAUCCACACUGACAGGAUAAAUACACAAAAUGGAGGACUCUAACAGCAGUAAGCCGGUCAUGGUGACAUCCUCUCUGAAUUUCAAAGUCACCACACCGUCCUUCUACAACCAGCCAAAGAAGUUUGCCUCGGUGGCACCCCCACGGCCAAAAAGCCAGACACCUCCCUCCGCUCCGUCACCAACACCGAUAGGCACGGGUCUGAUUGGUCGCGUGGGAGAUUUGCCCAUGCCACCCCCUACGCUCUGUGAUGACUUCCCACCCCCUCCUCCUCCUCCUCCGCUGGAUGAUGACCUGCCAGCACCUCCCCCUGAAUGCCACACCUUACCCACCGCCUCUGACGCUCCCCCUCCCGCCUUCCCUGCUCCACCUCCUGUAGCAGACGACCUGCCUCUCCCGGCUCCCCCCGAGGAGAGCGCCUGUCCGCCCGCCUGCCCCUCUCCCCCUCCUCCCCCACCCCCUCCACCACUCCCCGUUUCUGGCACCAGUAUUCCCAGUGCUGCCUUGAGCCCACAGAGAAUGAUGGCGAAACAGAGUAGUUUUGAUCAACAGCUUGACUCUCUGACUGACCUGCUGUCUGAGAUGGAGAACAGGGGACCUUUUAACCCCAAGUUACCGAGCCAGUAUUCUUCCGCACCAGCCCCCAAGCCUUCAGCUCCGCCCCCGACUGCUCCCAAACCAGCGCUCUCCUUCCUCCCACCUCCUGAGAUGGGAGACCGCCCACCUCCAGCACCUUGGGCCGAAGAACUCAAAGCCAGAACGAACCGUCAAGCCAAUCACAACUCAGCACCAAACUCCGCUGCUCAGCCCUUUUCCAAGGCCCCGGCGGUGGCGCCCAAGUCAGGUUUCGGUGGGAGAACGACCAAUUCGUCUGCCUCUCUGGCGCAAAAACUGAACCAGAAUCUGAACCAGAACCCCACCAUCGUCAGUAUAGCACCAAAACCAUCUCCUCCCUUUGCCACCAGCUCUUUCCCUCCACCACCUGCAGCUCCCCCCGCACCUUCUACUCCACCAAACAACAUGGUGGCUGCACCAUCGUCUAAUCACAUAAAGAGUUCUCCCUUUGCCAGUCAAGUCAAUGCGAACCAAAACCCUCCUGCAGCUGUGCCUCCCCCUCCUCAACCCAAGAUGAUGACAUCUCCGCCCUCUUCCUUUAACCAACCAAUGAAAUCUCCCCCUGCAUCAACGCCAUCACCCCCCGGCCCAGUUGCUAUCCCAGGUGGAGGUGUUCCUCUGAACAUGAGAGAAGUGGAGGAGCUGGAGAGAAUGACCCAGGACUUUAUUAAAAACAUGGACAAACAUGCACCUGUCAUCACCUCCCCUCCGACAGAGGUUUGUGGGAAAUGUGGCGAGUCUCUGUCACGUACUCAACCAGCAGUGAGAGCCAUGGAUAAACUCUUCCACUCAAACUGCUUCUGUUGCAUGAGUUGUCAUCGCCCCCUGCAGGGCAUGCAGUUCUAUGACAGGGAUGGUUGUCCUCAGUGUGAGGACUGCUACAUGGGUUCCCUGGCUGUCUGUUCCCGAUGUGGCGAGAGGAUCACAGACCGUGUGCUGAAGGCAGUGGGCCAGUGUUUCCACUCCCACUGUUUCCGCUGCAGCACCUGUUCCUGCGUACUUGAGGGUGCGCCCUUCAUCACCGACGACAACAACAACCCCUACUGUGUCCAGGACUACCACAGGCGUUUCUCUCCUCUGUGUGUGAGCUGUAAUGAGCCCAUCAUUCCUGCCCCAGGCAGCGAGGAGACGGUCAGAGUGGUGGCUCUCGACAAGAACUUCCACCUCAAGUGUUACCGUUGUGAGGACUGCGCUCGCCCCCUCUCCAUAGAAGCAGAUGAAAAUGGCUGCUACCCAUUGGAUGGUAAAAUCCUGUGUAUGAAGUGCCACACCAAGCGAGCCAAGCAAGCUGCACAGUGAUCGUGUGAAACAAUGAACCAAAUCCAAAAGCACAGGAUUCACUCAGCUACCGAUUUGCCUUUGCAACAGGGCUCUGUUCAGUAUGUGUUUGCAGGUGUGAAUGUGAAUGUGCUGAGUGAAAGUGUUUGCAUGCAGAUACAGUGUAGUACUCCCCAGUCUCUGUUCACUUCAGUGCAGAAGUAAUGUACUGCAUUGGGUCAUCGUUUAUUCCCCAUCUCGAACUCAUCUAUCUCUCAUUUAGCCUUCGUUGUGAGCUAGAGCAUAUUUUUUGUACCAAUCCCACGUUUACUCAAAAAAUUUCCAGCAUAACUUGCACAAGAACAGUUUGGUCAAAAAGAGCAGUGUGAUGAAAAUAUAAAGUGGCCUUUCUUUGUUUUUCUGGCCUCAGCAUUGUUGGUAGCACCAUUUACUGAGAUAUUUCCAUCUUAAGACUUUCACUGGCUGGUCUGUUUCCCUGUGAACGUGGUAACUACACUGAUGUUACUGAAACAGAUUGUUACCAUAGGGUGAGGUGUUUUCAGAACCUCCAUUCAACCAUUCCACAGUUGUUACCACUCUGGCUCUGUUGAUAGAGCACAUCUUUAACACUUUGGCAGUUGCUGUGCCUGCAAGCAUGGUUAAUGAUGCUAUGAUGCUUCCCUAGAAACUGCUUUCUAUCAGCCGAUCUACUCUGAUACCUUUGUAAAGUCUUCUAGGGCUAAAUGUUGACUGCAAAAACAGAUAAAAACAGUGAAUGUUGUUCUUA
Molecule: messenger RNA, 2957 nt
Organism: Paralichthys olivaceus (Japanese flounder)
Lineage: Eukaryota; Metazoa; Chordata; Actinopteri; Pleuronectiformes; Paralichthyidae
Gene: zyx
Product: zyxin
Biological process (GO): integrin-mediated signaling pathway; transforming growth factor beta receptor signaling pathway
Cellular component (GO): cytoplasm; focal adhesion; stress fiber
Source: RefSeq, a predicted model, not a curated record